This is a messenger RNA of Striga asiatica, 573 nucleotides long. NCBI's taxonomy places the organism in Eukaryota, Viridiplantae, Streptophyta, Magnoliopsida, Lamiales, Orobanchaceae. The record is from the annotation of a GenBank genome assembly.
AUGGAGAAGUACCCGGGAAAGAUCUCGGUGGCCUUGUUAUCCUCGCACGCGCCCGAAAGGCCCCUGCUCGACGGAAAACGGAAUCCGGCCGCUGCUGUGAAGGAACGGCUGCUGCGAACGAGGGCUGACGGGGUGCCGCUGACGUUCGGGCUGUCUGCUGCAGCUCGAAAAGGAGAACGAGGGCCGCAACUGCUUGUGAAGGUCGCCAACAAGAAUUCAUCUCGUCUUGUUCGUCAGCGGAGGACAGAGGUUCAUGGUGGGGACUCGCGAACCGGUGGAGAAAGGCAGCGGCGACUGGUUCACGUGGCCCGACGGAUGCUCGCCGGAUUCGCAGUCACGAGGAGGAGAGCGAUCGACGAUGGUUCUUCACGAUGGGGCUGGCGGAGCUUCACGACGAGAGGACUGGUUCUUGAUGGAAGGUGGUCGCCGGAGUUCGCUGCUGGCCUGCGGUGGCGUGAGGGCUGCAAGUCGCCGGCAGAGAAUGGCAGUUCGCGGCGGAGAAUCGCGCAAGGGUUGUCGGCGUCUGGCUUUUUCGCGACUGGGGAUGGCAGAGGGAUGAUGGCGACGGGAUGA